Silurus meridionalis is the source of this 7691-nucleotide messenger RNA. It is a transcript of the gene nrxn3a, whose product is annotated as neurexin 3a. The record is from RefSeq and is a predicted model, not a curated record. NCBI's taxonomy places the organism in Eukaryota, Metazoa, Chordata, Actinopteri, Siluriformes, Siluridae.
CGCAGUACACGAGCGUGUGAGUGUGUGUGUGCGUCGUGCGUCGCGCGUGCGUCGUCCGUCCGUCCGUCCGUGCGUGUGUGCGUGCGUGUGUGGAAAUCUCGGGAUCGCCCAUCAGUCAGUGGCACCGGAGCUUCACACGGGUCCAAAUCCCCCUUCACAUCACCGCCGCGUUUCCUCUUUCAGAUGAAGUAAACCCAGAAUAAGAAAAAAGAAUAAAGAAAAAGAAAUAAAGAAGGAAAAAAAGAAAAACAUCAUUCCAGGACUCUGAUGCGGAUUAUUAUGCUUUGACAGCUUUCCGGUGGAAUCUGAGCUCCAACCCUGGGAAUACGAUCACUACACUGGACUACGCUGUAACCCGCAAGUCAACAUGAAAAUCUUUUCCUCUAAGGUUAAAAAGCGACCAUAGUGGAACUGGAAUUUUGCAUUCGGGGGCAGCAAUUUUUUUCCGAGCAAAACCCCGCCUCCUGAUUUAGUUUUUGCAUUUCUGUGCCGUCAUUUGUGACAAAUAAAACUGUCUUCUGACAGAAAUCGGACUGUUCAAUAAAACUGGCCUUAUGACUGUUACUUAAGACUGUUCUACUCCUCUUUACUGUCCUCCGUUCACUUUUUACGGAUUUUACCUUCUCUACUCUUUGACGUCAGCAUCCCCUCUUGAAAAUCGUUUACGCGUACUUUGGGAUGUACUUUGGAUAUACGGACCUUUGAACCAAAGCUAUUUUUUCAAUGCUUUCCUAUUGCACAGGAUUAUAAACCCCUCCCUUAAAAACAUCCAGCACUUUCAACAUGACUCUGCUCAGAUACCCGGUCCAGCUGCAGCUGCUGCUCAGUACUGUGCUCGGCUCUUGUUUGGGUUUGGAGUUCCCGGGUGUGCGAGGACAGUGGGCCCGAUUUCUCCGCUGGGACGCCAGCACCAAAAGUGACCUCAGCUUCCGGGUCAAAACAGACGCGUCUACGGCGUUGGUCUUGUACUUCGAUGACGGUGGCUACUGCGACUUCCUGCAGCUGAUGGUGGUGGAGGGCAAGCUGCAGCUGCGUUUCAGCAUCGACUGUGCCGAGACCACGCUGGUUUCGGGUAAACGGGUCAACGACAGCAGCUGGCACUCGGUCACCGUGAGCAGGUCCAACCUGAGGACGGUACUGGGUUUGGAUGGAGACAGCAAGGCUGACGAGGUGCGACCUCAGAGGCAGUACAUGAAGAUUGUUAGUGACCUGUUCCUGGGCGGAGUCCCCCAGGACAUUCGCACCUCGGCCCUGACCUUACCCACCGCUAAGGACCUUCCGCCUUUUAAAGGAGUUAUAAGGGACCUGAAAUACGGCAACAAGGAACCUACACUACUCAGCAGCCAGAGGGUCCGAAUGGACACGGAGGGCAUUUGCACCGAGAACCCGUGCGAGAACGGCGGGAUUUGCGCCCUUGUGGACGGGGAACCGCUGUGCGAUUGUUCCAAGACGGAGUACAUCGGCCAAUUCUGCAGCGAAGAGGCCAACAGCAUCCCAGGCUUGGCACACAUGAUGAUGGCCGAACAAGCCAAGAGCAAAGCCCGCGAGGAGAACGUGGCCACCUUCCGAGGCUCGGAAUACUUCUGCUACGACCUCUCGCAAAACCCCAUCCAGAGCAGCAGUGACGAGAUCACGCUCUCUUUCAAGACCUGGCAGCGCAACGGGCUGAUCCUACACACGGGCAAGUCGGCCGACUACGUCAACCUGGCGCUGAAGGACGGCGCUGUCUCCCUGGUCAUCAAUUUAGGUUCUGGAGCCUUCGAGGCCAUCGUGGAGCCUGUCAAUGGCAAAUUCAACGAUAAUUCCUGGCACGAUGUCAAAGUUACACGCAAUCUCAGACAGGUCACUAUCUCAGUGGAUGGCAUCCUUACCACCACGGGCUACACACAGGAGGAUUACACUAUGCUGGGCUCUGAUGAUUUCUUCUACGUCGGAGGAAGUCCAAGCACCGCUGACUUACCUGGUUCGCCUGUCAGCAAUAACUUCAUGGGCUGCCUCAAAGAGGUCGUGUACAAGAACAACGACAUCCGCUUGGAACUUUCCCGGCUGGCACGCAUCGUGGACCCAAAGAUGAAGAUCCAGGGAGAUGUUGUGUUUAAGUGCGAAAACGUGGCCACAUUGGACCCCAUCUCGUUCGAGACCCCGGAGGCCUACAUCAGCCUCCCGAAGUGGAACACCAAGCGCAUGGGCUCCAUCUCGUUCGACUUCCGCACCUCGGAGCCCAACGGCCUGAUCCUGUUCACACACGGCAAGCCACAGGACAGGAAGGUGGCAGGGAGCCAGAAGAAUGCCAAGGUGGACUUUUUCGCUGUGGAGCUUCUGGACGGGAGUCUGUACCUGCUGCUGGACAUGGGCUCGGGCACCAUCAAGGUCAAAGCCACGCAGAAUAAAGUAAACGAUGGCUCGUGGUACCACGUGGACAUCCAGAGAGAUGGCCGAUCAGGUACUAUAUCCGUGAACAGCCGCCGUACCCCGUUCACAGCCAGCGGCGAGAGCGAGAUCCUGGACCUGGAGGGUGAUAUGUACCUUGGUGGACUUCCUGAGAAUCGAGCCGGCCUUAUCCUGCCCACGGAGCUCUGGACCGCCAUGCUCAACUACGGCUAUGUGGGCUGCAUCAGGGACCUGUUCAUCGACGGGCGCAGUAAAGACAUCAGGCAGAUAGCCGAAGAGCAGAACGGUGCCGGAAUCAAACCCUCCUGCAACAAGGUGUCAGGGAAGCAGUGUGAAAGCUACCCAUGCAAGAACAAGGGGGUGUGCAAAGAGGGCUGGAACCGCUUCAUCUGCGACUGCACUGGCACUGGAUUCUGGUCUCGUACCUGCGAGAGGGAGGCGUCGAUCCUGAGCUACGACGGCAGCAUGUACAUGAAGGUGAUGAUGCCAACAGUGAUGCACACGGAGGCCGAGGACGUGUCUCUGCGCUUCAUGUCUCAGAGAGCGUACGGUCUGCUCAUGGCCACCACGUCUCGCGAGUCGGCCGACACCUUGCGCCUGGAGCUGGACGGCAGCCGUGUCAAACUCACUGUCAACUUAGACUGUAUCAGGAUUAACUGUAACUCCAGCAAGGGACCAGAGACACUGUAUGCUGGACAAAAACUCAAUGACAAUGAGUGGCAUACGGUGCGGGUGAUCCGGCGCGGUAAAACCUACAAGCUCACAGUUGACGAUGACGUAGCUGAAGGUCAGAUGGUGGGCGACCAUACUCGCCUGGAGUUCCACAACAUCGAGACAGGUGUGAUGACCGAGCGUCGCUUCGUCUCGCACAUCCCGUCCAGCUUCAUUGGCCACUUGCAGAGCCUCAGGUUUAACGGCCUUCUCUACAUCGACCUGUGCAAGAACGGAGACAUCGACUACUGCGAGCUGAACGCACGCUUCGGCAUGCGCUCCAUCAUCGCCGACCCGGUGACCUUUAAAGCCAAGAGCAGCUACCUGAGCCUGGCCACGCUGCAGGCCUACACCUCCAUGCACCUGUUCUUCCAGUUCAAGACCACUUCAGCAGACGGCAUCAUCCUGUUCAACAGCGGUGAUGGGAGCGACUUCAUUGCCGUGGAGCUCGUAAAAGGUUACAUCCAUUACGUGUUUGACCUCGGUAACGGCCCAAACCUCAUUAAAGGAAACAGUGACAGAGCGCUGCAUGACAAUCAGUGGCACCAUGUGGUCAUCACCAGAGACAACAGCAAUCUGCAUACCCUCAAAGUCGAUGCCAAGGUUGUCAGUCAAGUGGUUAAUGGUGCCAAGAACCUGGAUCUAAAAGGUGAUCUUUUCAUUGCUGGUUUGGGGCCCAACAUGUACAACAGCCUGCCCAAGCUGGUAGCCUCAAGGGAGGGCUUCAAAGGUUGCCUGGCAUCAGUGGACCUGAAUGGGCGUCUGCCAGACCUGAUCAACGACGCUCUGUUCCGCAGCGGGCAGAUUGAGCGUGGAUGCGAAGCAUCGAAAAGCGAACAUCUUCAUGCUGCUUCUUCUGCAGUUCAGGCAGCACUCGGAUUUUAUUUAAGGCCAGACACUACAGUUGGUUUCGCCAAAGCAGACCUGCAAGGUCCUAGCACCACGUGUCAGGAGGACUCCUGCGCCAACAUGGGGGUCUGCAUCCAGCAGUGGGAGAACUACACCUGUGACUGCUCCAUGACCUCCUUCACGGGCAUGCACUGCAACGACCCUGGAACAACGUUCAUUUUUGGAAAAGGUGGAGGUCUCAUCGCCUUCAACUGGCCGGCUAACGAGCGGCCCAGCACGCGUAUGGACCGUCUGACCGUGGGCUUCAGCACCUCUCUGAAGGAUGGGAUUUUGGUGCGGAUCGACAGCGCCCCAGGCCUCGGAGACUACAUCAUGCUCCACAUUGAGCAAGGGAAAAUCGGCGUGACGUUCAACAUCGGGAGCAUGGACAUCCUGGUGCAGGAGAGCAGCAUGCCCGUGAACGACGGCAAGUACCACGUGGUGCGGUUCACGAGAAACGGGGGCAACGCCACACUUCAGGUGGACAACUGGGCCAUUAAUGAGCACUUCCCCUCAGGCAACGCCGAUAAUGAGAGAUUGCAAAUGGCAAGUAAGAAAAUCCCGUUCAAAUAUUCCCGGCCUGUAGACGAGUGGCUGCACGACAAAGGGCGGCAGUUAACCAUCUUCAACACGCAGGCCACCAUCACGAUCGGUGGUGCCGACCGGAAGAGGCCGUCAGGCCAGCUCUCGGGCCUCUACUACAACGGGCUGAAGGUGCUGAAUAUGGCCGCUCGGCAACCCAACAUCCGCAUCAACGGCAGCGUGAGGCUGGUGGGCGACGUUCCUGCAGCUGGAUCGGCCCGCACCACUGCCAUGCCCCCAGAGAUGUCCACCACCUUCAUCGAGACCACCACCACCAUGUCCACCACCACCACCAGAAAACACCGCUCGCCACCAACAAUAUCGAGCACAGACGACAUUGUCACGUCAGCCGAGUGCUCCAACGACGACGAGGACCUGGAGGAGUGCAACUUCGAGCACGCAGGUGGGCUAGGAGGUGAAUUAGAUCCCUUAGUACUCCCUCCUGUAGCUACACGUGCACCCUUCAUCCCUCCCCUCCCAACCCUCCGUCCCCCCCUCACCAUUAUUGAAACCACCAAAGAGUCCCUGUCCAUGGCCACUGAGGCGGGCCUGCCCUGCUUGUCGGACCAAGGCAGCGAUGAUUGUGAUGAUGGUGAUGAUGAUGAUGAUGAUGAUGAUGAUGAUGAUGGCUUGGUGAUAUCUGGGUAUGGCUCUGGGGAAGCGUAUGACUCUAACCUGCCCCCUACUGAUGAUGAAGAUGUUUACACCACAUUCUCCUUGGUCACAGAUAAGACCUUAUCCACGUCGGCCUUUGAAGGUGGCUACAAAGCUCACGCGCCCAAGUGGGAAGCUAAGGACGUUACACCUAACAAAGCCUCCGAGCACGGUAGGACUACUACUACCGUGUCUUUUUACCCUAACCCGAGCCGCUCCACCACCACCACCACCACGUCCGCCGCCGCAGCGCCGCCCAAAUGGCCUGCGGGCAAAAUGAAUAACCGAGAGCUUAAACCCCAACCCGACAUAGUCUUGCGUCCAUUGCCCACUUCCUAUGACGUAGACCGCAAAAAGCCGAAGAGCCCACUAAUAACCUCCCCCAUGUUCCGUAAUGUACCCACAGCGAUCCCCACGGAGCCGGGCGUCAGGCGCGUUCCCGGGGCCUCCGAGGUCGUCCGGGAAUCUAGCAGCACCACUGGAAUGGUCGUCGGGAUAGUUGCUGCUGCCGCUUUGUGCAUCCUCAUCCUCCUGUACGCCAUGUAUAAGUACAGAAACAGGGACGAAGGGUCGUACCAAGUGGAUGAGAGCCGCAAUUACAUAACCAACUCAGCGCAGAGCAACGGCGCGGUCAUGAAGGACAAGCAGCACGGCUCGAAAGGCAGCAACAAGAAACAGAAAAACAAGGACAAGGAAUAUUACGUGUGAGACUGCGCUACGGUGAAACGGGUGACGCUGAGGCGUAUCAGGAGCUGCACCAUCGGAGAGAAAACGGAGAGAGAGAACCAGAGAGCGAGAGAAAAAACAGAUUUCCAUUUGGCACUGUGCAGAAGCACUGAGCUCUCACACCAACUGUAAUAUAAAGCACACUAUUGUGUAAGCAUACAGUACCAUGAUGGUAAAUAGCGACAUUAGUGACCUUUAUUCCUCAAUCCGGUCGACGGCGUUAUCCGUGUAGAAUACUUCACAGCUACAUCAUUAUCUUUAAAAAAGUGACUUUAAAAAAAAAAAAAAAAGGUGAUCCUUGGCAUUUUUUUAAUCCUGUAAAAAAAAAAAAAAAAAAAAAAAAAGAAGGAGGAGAAAUCGAUUCUGGCCAUUGCAAGCAUGUGAGUGACACAGUGUUCUAAGAGAUGGACCAAAUAUAUAUAAGUACAUCUAUAUAUAAAUCCUGUGUGUGAAUGGGAAAGAAGGACUUUUGCCAAAAAAAAUAUAUGAAUAUAAAUACAUAUGAAAGAUUUGUAUUGUUUAUACAUUAAACGUGGUGUCAAUUAUUUUAUUUUAUUUUUUUGCUCUCCGCAAAGAAAAAAAAAAACAACAGUGAAAUAUCGAUGUGGUCAGUUGACGAGCGAGGACAGCUCCCUGACGCUCCCGCAGCACUGUUAUUCAAACCUCGACCAAAUGAUUCGGAUUUUUACAACCGACUGUGGCGUUUGAGAAAAAAAAAAAGAGAAUAAUAAUAAUUUGUGAAUUUGAGCGAAGUGGUGCAUUUUAUCUUUGUCUCAGUAAAGCGACUGAUUGUAAUGCAUGCCAUCUUUACACUAUGAUGUAUGAUGUUCAGCUGAGGUUGAACAGAUCUGCCAGGCCAGUCGAUCCAUCAGACGCAUCUUUCCUAUUUAUUUUUUUCCUCCCGUCUGAACGUGACCCACCACCACCAUGACGCUGCUGCCGGACGUCACAUCUUUUUUUUUUUUUUCUCCGCAGCCGGAACCGGCUUUGAUCUUUUUUGCGAUCAUGAUGUAUGUUGGUCCACUUCCUCUUGUUCUCUUUUUUAUGAAAAGCUGUCUGGUGCGCACUGGCACUCCUACUAUAACGCUGUUACGGAUGUCUAUACGGAAAAAUAAAUCUAACGUGAAAAGUGUGAAUUCUAUCUGUCGUCACAGUCGACUGUGUCAAACGAAGAAAAAAAAAUAAAUCCAAACGUUUGUUUACAUAUUUUAUUACAUUAUGAUGAUAUGAUGAUGAUGAUGAUGAUGAUAGCGGUUGUACUUUUUAGCUAGAUAACGAUGUACAUAUUGAACUUGAGUUGUAUUUUUUUUAGUAAUUCUAUUGUACAGAGAGAUCGUCACGAUCAUCUUAUUCCCGGUGUGCUUCAUGAAGAAAAAAAUUCGACAUUGACGUCAAAAGAGACUCUAAAGUCACGAAAAAAAAACACACACACACAAAUACACACACUACUAUAUAUAUCUAUACACACAUAUACAAACACAAGUAUUUUGUAAUGGAAAUCAGAGAAUAUUGUUAGAUUAGAGGUCUAAUCUUUCUGGCAGAUGUUUCUAAGUCGCAUGGAUAUUUGAUUACUUGACGCUGUCAUUCAAAUACAAGACACACUUCUUUACCUGUACUGAGGUUUUCCUUGUUAUCAGUUGUUUUUUUUUUUUUUUAUUUAUUAAAAGAGAAAAAAAAAGAGAGAAAAUCAAACCGAAUAUGUAACAAUAAAAACAGUCAUAUGGAUGCAGACAUGCAGC